AUUCAUUUUUAUUGGAUUUGUUCGUCGUUUCGAGAAAAAAUUGCUGCCACGUUAAAUUUGACUGCAAAGCAAGCAUUCUUGUACGAAUAGUGAUUCCAUCAGAAUUAUUGUACGCAUGCGACAGGACAAAAGUGGGGGAAUACCGUGAAAUCAUUAAUCAUUAUCAGACAAUAAGGGGAAUUCCAAAAAGAAGGUGCAUAAUCUCCGAUAAGACUCGGAAGGAAUUCUUGUCAUUGUUAUUUCACUGCCUGACAAGAAGUCUCAUAUCAACGCAUCAGUAAUUGACAUCUCGAUAAUUUCCUACGAUUCUAUAAAUAAUUUAAUGUUUUUUCUGAACUCAAUUUAUCGUAACAAUUGAACAGCAGAGGUCAACUGGAUUUAAUGACAUUUCUGAACCCACCAUUCUGUCCCCAUUACUUAAAACUGGGUAUCCCACAUUGUCAGAUGAAGCAAUACUGAGAAAGUUUUCGUGACGUUAGUGUUGGAACAGUGCCAGGAAGUAGCCACGAGUUUAUAUCGGUGUUUUCUAUUUUUUAUCCAUUUUUAUUUCACCGAGAGGACGACAUGACAGCUGGAAAACUCAUCGAUUUCGAUGAUAUCGAAAAGGAUAUUCAAGAACUCAUCCACGAGAGUAUCAGGGUGAGAGAACGGGCGUACUGUCCGUACAGCAAUUUUCAGGUGGGUGCAGCAUUGCGGUGCGAUGAUGGGACAAUUGUCACUGGGUGCAACGUGGAGAAUGCAGCAUUCACAGCUGGUACCUGUGCAGAGAGAUGUGCAGUAUCAAAAGCGAUAUCCGAGGGGAAGAGAAAAUUCCGUGGUCUCGCUGUUGUGGCAAAUUGUGUCGAAGGUGCCAUCACUGCACCCUGUGGGGUCUGUAGACAGAUGUUGGUGGAAUUCGGGGACAUGCCUGUUUACCUCGCAUCACCUGACAAGAAAAAAGUCCUCAGGACGUCCUUGAGGGAACUCUUACCCAUUUCCUUCGGUUUCAAUGGAGUCAUAUUCGAGUAAAAAUAUCAAUAAAAAUUAUAAUCGAUAUUAAUUGAUCUUUCGUGAAGAUUUAUUCAUCUUUCGAUGGGAAAAUUAUAUGACUCGUUUAUCGUUCGAUUUUAGCCUUCGGGCAAUUUAUCAGUGAAAUUGUGAAUAUUUUAUGGCGAUCACUCAUUUAUCUGAGAAAAUAUCGUAUAUCAAGGUG
Messenger RNA from Fopius arisanus, 1192 nucleotides. RefSeq names its product cytidine deaminase-like. The coding region runs from base 565 to 1008 and encodes 147 amino acids. Lineage: Eukaryota; Metazoa; Arthropoda; Insecta; Hymenoptera; Braconidae. The record is from RefSeq and is a predicted model, not a curated record. Gene Ontology annotation, cellular component: cytosol. Gene Ontology annotation, molecular function: cytidine deaminase activity; zinc ion binding. The transcript is spliced from 2 exons.